Messenger RNA from Vespa crabro (European hornet), 3027 nucleotides. Its product is annotated as sodium-coupled monocarboxylate transporter 1-like. Gene Ontology annotation, molecular function: symporter activity. The transcript is spliced from 8 exons. Gene Ontology annotation, biological process: sodium ion transport; transmembrane transport. The coding region runs from base 423 to 2210 and encodes 595 amino acids. The record is from RefSeq and is a predicted model, not a curated record. Gene Ontology annotation, cellular component: membrane. NCBI's taxonomy places the organism in Eukaryota, Metazoa, Arthropoda, Insecta, Hymenoptera, Vespidae.
AGGUCAUGAAGAAGUAUACCGAAACGACGAAAAAUGUCCAUUUUAAACGUUCACGCCUAUUUGCAAAUCUUCAUGAAUUUCAUCGUUUUAUCUAACUGUUAUAAAUCAAGGCUGAUGUUAUGUACAAUAUCAGUAAGGCAUAUAGGAUCAAAUGGGACGUCGCUAUUGUCAGUAAGCAUGAAGAUUUCACAAAGAGUACUUUUCCAAGCUUGAAUAAGAUUGGCUUCUUUGAUGUAUAUCAAUGUGACGAUUUCUUAAAAUUUGUCAUUAACUCGUAGGCGGUCAAUCUUGAAAAAACUAUUUGAAAAGUUAAUAGAAAAAAAAGAAAAAAUAAAAAGAAAGUGUUCGGUGAAAGUCACAUAUAAGUCUAAUAUAUUUGUUCGUUCUUCGGUGAUUCAAUAGAGUCAACAAAAAUCUAUACGAUGGAUAAUAAUGUAACAUCCACUCUAAUCGAUCACAAAUUGGAAUACCUCACUUUUGGAUGGACCGAUUAUAUGCUGUUCGUUUCUUUAUUAGGUGUGAGCAUAAUCAUUGGCGUUUAUUUCGGUUUCUUCAAAAAGCAAGACAAUACCACCGAGUAUUUACUUGGUGGCAAAACUAUGUCUUUUUUUCCAAUCAGCAUGAGUUUAAUCGCGAGUCACAUAUCCGGUGUAUCGUUGCUUGGCGUGCCCUCGGAGGUAUAUCAAUAUGGCAGCCAAUACGCAGCGUGCAUUUUCACGUCCUUCAUAACUUGCACAAUCAUCGCUUACAUCUAUUUACCAGUUUUCUUUAAAUUACAAUUGACUAGUAUAUUUGAAUAUUUAGAGAUUAGAUUUGCACGACCGGUACGAUUGCUUGCAUCCUUUUUGUAUUGCUUGUCUCUCAUUAUCUAUAUUCCCUUGAUCAUUUAUGUUCCCGCCUUAGCAUUUUCUCAAGCAACCGCGAUCAAUUUACAUUUGAUUGCUCCUGUAAUUUGCAUCGUAUGCAUCUUUUACACGACUAUAGGUGGCUUGAAAGCGGUCGUAUGGGCGGAUACGGUUCAAAUGACAGUAACCGUAGGAAGCCUGUUUGCUGUCCUCGUAUUAGGGAUUAGAUCCGUGGGCGGUGUUACUGAAAUUUGGAAAAUAGCGGACGAAGGUGGUAGGAUUGUAUUUUGGAACAUGGAUCCGAGUCUCUUCACUAGAAAUAGUUUAUGGGGUAUGUCGAUAGGCAUGACCAUGACAUGGCUUUCUGGUAUUGGUAUCAGUCAGGUUUCCAUGCAAAGAUUCUUGGCAGUACCAACGAUCACAGAAGCACGAAAAUCAAUAGCAUUUAUGGCAGUUGGUAUGAUAAUAAUAAAAUGGGUUUCGGUAUUCACUGGGCUUAUUAUGUACGCUAAGUAUUACAAAUGUGAUCCAAUAACAGCACAUGUAGUCGCAAGGAGCGAUCAAAUACUACCAUAUUAUGUUUUGGACGUAGCCGCUAACGCUCCAGGUCUUCCUGGUCUUUUUCUUGCUGGUCUAGUUAGUGCUGGACUUGCUACCAUGAGUGGUGGAUUAAACACUACGGCGGGCACAAUAUACGAGGAUUUCAUUGAUCCUUGGAUGGCCGAUACUCCUGAGAAGGAGAAAAAAGCAGCUAUGAUCAUGAAGGUCACCGUAGUUAUCCUAGGCAUUAUUUGUGUGGCCAUGGUUUUCAUAGUCGAUCGUCUUGGUGAUAUAUUUCAAGUGUCUAUGAGUCUGACCGGGAUUACGGCUGGCUCGAUGUUGGGUCUCUUCAGUUUGGGCAUGUUGGUACCAUGGGCAACGACAAAAGGCGCUGUAGUUGGUGGUAUAGUCUCUAUGGCCUUAAUGGUAUGGAUCAUUGGUGGUGCCCAAUGGAACAUGGCUCUUAAAAGAUUCAUUUAUAAGCCGUUGCCAGCUUCGACUGCCGGAUGUUUCCUUGGAAAUGAAACUUCAAACAAUCGUACCACAAUAUCGCCAAUUAAUUUAUCUGGACCUGACGUUGAGUACGAGCCUUUCAUUAUUUACACGAUUUCCUUUAUGUACUAUACCGCAAUCGGUUGUUUGAUUGUAAUGGUGAUUGGUACGAUCGUAAGCUUCCUUUGUGGAGCACCAGAUCUUAUCGAUGUUAAUAAAGAUCAUUUUCCACCGAUCAUUCGAAGAUUUCUACCACGCAAAAAAUAUACAGAAGUGUCAUUGCAUUCGGUACCAACUUCACUGAUGAAUGAAAAAAGUGAAUUAAUGUCUUAAAAGGAUUUCGUAAGUUUUCUUGUUUCGUAAGUGCGGAGAAAUAAUAUAGGGGGAGGAGGAAGGGAUGAGGGUGGGGAGAACUUCGAAGUCUACGAUAAUGAAAAUCUCGAAAGAUUAGGAUCAUCCAUCGCAGGAUAUUCGACGAAGAAACGAAAAGACUUUUCUUGCUUUUUUUCUUUUCUUUCCUUUAGCUGUUCCUUCAUUCUCAUUCUCUCUUUCUCUCCUAUUCUUUUUUCUUUCUCUCUCUCUCUCCCUCUCUCUCUCUCUCUCUAUCUCUCUUUUAGAGAUCUUUGUAUCUUGGUUAUAGCUCGACAGACCAGUCGCGAGUUUGCCUGACAACUGUACCUAACUGGUCCCUCCAGGGUUGAAAGCACCCAUUAGGUCCUCGAUGAGGGUGUCAAAUUGACUAGAUUAUAUAUCUCUCCCGUGCAUCUCAAUACAAACAAACCUCCCAAACAUCUGUAGGAACGAUUUCUAUCGGAUUAGAACGAAUGUAAAUGCAGUGCACGCCGAGAGGCAAUCGUCGAGUCGCUUUUUAAUCUGCACGUUGAUGAAUGAGUCGAUAGAAAAAACAUUUUUCAUUAUGUCUGUAUAUGCGUUUAACGUAUUUAAGUUAGUACGUCAUACGCACAUACGCACGUAUGUGUGCGCGUGCGUUUAUUGUGUGUGUGUGUGUGUGUGUUCUCGCGUGCGUUCAUAAGAAAAAGAAAUAAAGAAAGAAAUUUGUAAAGAAUUAAAACAGUUCAAAUAUAUAUGAAAAUGUAUUAUUCGAACGUCGAUGAUUGUAUUUAAAAAGUCAAAAUAAUCAAAUAAGUAA